GUCACAUAAACAACGGGCAAUAAAACCACAAGGACCAGAAGUUACUGCGCUACCAGCUUCCACCACGGGUUUGUCAUGAAGUUGGGUUGAUACAAGAUUGUAACAAAUUAAGAUACUACGCAGUGGCAAAUGAGAAUGUCUGACCCUAUAACGUUAAAUGUAGGAGGAAAGCUAUACACCAGUUCUCUAGCAACAUUAACACGUUAUCCAGACUCAAUGCUGGGUAUCAUGUUCAGUGGGAAAAUGCCCUCAACUAGUGAUCAGCAUGGUAACUUCUUCAUUGACAGAGAUGGGAAAAUAUUUCGAUACAUUCUAAACUUUCUGCGCACAUCAAAUCUCGACCUCCCAGAUGAUUUUCAAGAAGUGGGGCUGUUGAAAAGAGAAGCUGAUUUUUACCAGAUCCAGCCUUUGAUACAUGCUUUGCAAGAGAGAGAAUCUGAAAAUGCCAAAGCAGAAAGAAAUGCAAUGCUCAACAUUACUCUUGAUCAGAGACUGCAGAAUGUUUAUUUUACAGUUAAACCAGCCCCACAAAUGUACAAUCUAACCUCGUGUAGCACAGAAGUGUUUGAUGCAAAUAUAUUUUGCACGUCAGCUGAAUUCUUGAAACAUUUAAGCUCCAAGUUUUGUUACUUUGUGAAUGGUAAACUUUUACCAAUUGGCUAUGAGAAAAAAGAUCCAUACCAUUUGACACUACAAUGGGUUGGACAUGUGGCUGUACUGCCUGAAGAUGAAUAUACAAGACAAAACUUAAAAAGAUUGUGGAUUGCACCUACAAAUGAGCAAGUUAACAAUUUUCAGUUAUUUGUAGAGGAGGUAUUAAAAACAGCAAUGAGUGAUGGAUUCCAUGUGGAUUCAUUACAGCCAGAUUCCUCUGAUUUUAUGAAUUAUAAGGUACUACGUUUAGUCCGGUAUAAAUAAAAUGUGUCAUUUAAACUAUUAAUUAUUACAUGUUUCUUACUGUGUAACAGUAUAAGCCUUAAGCUUCUCCUAUUCCCCCUCCCCAAACUGUAUGGCACUUUAG
Hemiscyllium ocellatum (epaulette shark) is the source of this 1021-nucleotide messenger RNA. Its product is annotated as BTB/POZ domain-containing protein KCTD21-like. Lineage: Eukaryota; Metazoa; Chordata; Chondrichthyes; Orectolobiformes; Hemiscylliidae. Gene Ontology annotation, molecular function: cullin family protein binding; histone deacetylase binding. Bases 130 to 918 code for a protein of 262 amino acids. Gene Ontology annotation, biological process: protein homooligomerization; ubiquitin-dependent protein catabolic process. The record is from RefSeq and is a predicted model, not a curated record. The transcript has 2 exons.